Messenger RNA from Elaeis guineensis (African oil palm), 1877 nucleotides. Its product is annotated as zinc finger protein ZAT9. Lineage: Eukaryota; Viridiplantae; Streptophyta; Magnoliopsida; Arecales; Arecaceae. Gene Ontology annotation, biological process: regulation of DNA-templated transcription. The record is from RefSeq and is a predicted model, not a curated record.
CUUUAAUUGGAGAACAUAUAUAUGACGCUUAUUUUUCUUAAUUACGUUUUUCCAAAUCUUAAUUGCCUUCCUUUUAUAUUAAUUUAGUUUUCCUCUCUUUCUCUCUCUCUCUUCUUCUUCUUGUGGGUUGUGUCUUUUGGUGGUGGGAUGCUUGUCACCUACUCUUCCUUGUUCCGCUCUCCCUUGUUCUCCUUCCCCCCUCUCUCUAGAAAAAUAAUGGAAAAAUAGAAGCUUCACACUUCCAUCACCUUCUCCCUCUCUCCAAAACUUGGUGAUAUUUUUUCUUCGAAGUUUUCCAGUGGUCUUCUGCUUCUGUUGCUAUGGAGAAGCACACUUGCAAGCUCUGCUUCCGCCGCUUCGCCAACGGCCGAGCGCUAGGCGGUCACAUGCGGUCCCACGUAACUUUGGCCACUCCUCCGGCCAAAGCCCAGCUACUCCACGACUCCUCCGCCUCCUCCACCUCCGCCUUCUCCCGGGAAGCGGCGGCGGCCGCGCUGGAGGAAGUAGAAGAGCGGGGAGGCGACGUGGAAGGGAAGGGGAUUGGGCUCUGCUAUGGCCUUAGAGAGAAUCCAAGGAAGAGCUUUCGGCUAGUGGAUCCGGAAUUCUCCUCGUCCUUCCCAGCCGUGGAGGCCGUCUCUUCCUCCAUCGUCCAGGACCGGGAGAGCGAGACCGAGUCCUCCCGCGAUCCGCCAUCCCAUCGCCGCCGCUCUAAGCGCCCACGCCAGGCCGCUCCACCACCCCCGCCGGAGCCCCCCGAGCCGGAGCCGGCGAGCUCCGUCUCCGACACCACCCCCGAGGAGGACGUCGCCCUCUCCCUCAUGAUGCUCUCCCGCGACUUCUGGACCAAGACCAAGACUCAAGCAGAGGACGAAGACGAGGAGCAGCGAUCGAACGGCUGGGACGAAGAGGAUGACGCGGAGGAGGAGGAGAACGAGGGGCAGAUCGUCGCCAGUCGAUCGCGGCCGCUGCCGCCAGCGGCGAGGGGGAGGAGCAAGUACCAGUGCGGCACGUGCAAGAAGGUGUUCCGGUCGUACCAGGCGCUGGGGGGCCACCGGGCGAGCCACAAGAAGAGCAGGGGAGGAUGCAUCCCGGCCGUCCAGACCCAGAUCCACGACGCGGAGUCCUCCAAGGGCAAUGCGGAUAGGGAGGCCAACAAGGUCCACGAGUGCCCCUUCUGCUUCCGCGUCUUCGGCUCCGGCCAGGCCCUCGGCGGCCACAAGCGCUCCCACCUCGUCUCCUCCGCCGCCGCCACCACCAUUACCAUCUCCUCGCCGGCGCCGCUCCCUCCAUCGCCAUCCUUGCCUCGCAUCAUCGGCAGGUGCGGCGAGAACUUCAGCUUCAUCGAUCUCAACCUUCCCGCUCCAUUGGAGGACGACACCGAGCUCUCCGCCGUCUCCGAUGCGGAGUUCAUUGCAAAGCGACGAAACCUUCCAUCAAAUUGACAGUUGCCACUCUCUUCAUCUUCAUCUACACUCCCCAAUUCGAUCACUCUGAACUCCAGAGCAAGAAGAUGAAGUACAGAAUCCGGUUGAAUUGUGAGCCGAUUCGAAGUUUCGAGGUAAGAACGAUGAAACCAACUAAACCAACCAAGAAAAAAUCGGGACGAAGUUUAAUAUUUUCAGCAUUCUGGUGAUUUGCUGAUUUCUUUGUAGUCUAUCUAUUGCUCCUCCUUUGCUUCUGCUGACAUUAAUCUCCAUUUUUAUGGUUUUGUGCUGUUGGAGAAUUUGUUCUUGGUUUUCAAGUUACCGCUGCUUACCGUAACAGCUAGCUGGACGGUAUCCUGCGUUAAUGGAAAUUGAGAAACUCCAUUUUAAUUUAACUAUUCCUUAAUUUCUCCAUUUUAGCUUAUUAUGACUGCCCAGCGGCCGAUUAUUCCA